Messenger RNA from Polyodon spathula (Mississippi paddlefish), 2113 nucleotides. It is a transcript of the gene rsad1, whose product is annotated as radical S-adenosyl methionine domain containing 1. Gene Ontology annotation, cellular component: cytoplasm. Bases 39 to 1430 code for a protein of 463 amino acids. Gene Ontology annotation, biological process: porphyrin-containing compound biosynthetic process. Gene Ontology annotation, molecular function: 4 iron, 4 sulfur cluster binding; coproporphyrinogen oxidase activity. The record is from RefSeq and is a predicted model, not a curated record. Lineage: Eukaryota; Metazoa; Chordata; Actinopteri; Acipenseriformes; Polyodontidae. The transcript has 10 exons.
UGAUUUCUUACAGUUUUGUUUACUUCCUGUCUUUCUCCAUGUGGGGUCUGCAAUUUAAUAUCGUUUUUGAAGUAUGGCAAUUCCGGGUUCGCUCCAUCUUGAUUCGUGCUUGGUCCGGGUUGGGAAGGACAAAGUGGUGGGGACAACAGACACGUUUCUCGAUAAGACAGAAGAGUGGACCGGGUCAGGAGGACACGUUUCCGAUUACGGAGGAGGCUGGCCUGUAUCUUCAUUGGCCGUAUUGUCAGAGACGCUGUACCUACUGCAAUUUCAAUAAGUACAUCGCCCGGGAUGUAGAUCACAAUGCGAUGAUGAAGUGUUUGGUGCGGGAGACUGAGACUCUCCUUCGACUCAGCCAGGUGAAACGGAUCUCAUCUAUAUUCUUUGGAGGGGGGACUCCAAGCCUGGCCCUGCCUUCCACCGUUGCUGCCAUCCUUGAAUCAGUUGCUAAGCGGGCACAGCUCCCUAGCGAUGCAGAGGUAACUUUGGAGGUCAACCCUACCUCCGUGGGUGCUUCUAAACUGUCCGAGUUCAGAUCUGCUGGAGUGAAUCGCUUCUCCAUUGGAAUCCAGUCCUUGCAUGAUCCAGACCUUGUGCUCUUGGGGAGGGAUCACACAUCGCAGCAUGCCCAGCAGACUCUUGAGGAAGCGAAGAAGCUCUGCCCAGGUCGCACCUCAGUUGAUGUUAUCUUCGGCCGUCCAGGACAGAGCGUGGAAUCAUGGGAGAAAGAGCUAGAGGAGCUGCUAUUGCUCUGCUGUGAUCAUGUGUCCCUGUAUCAGCUAACCCUAGAGAGAGGUACCGCCCUCUUUAAACAGGUGCAGGAUGGAAAACUGAGCGUACCCAGUGAGGAGCUCACAGCCCAGAUGUACAAUGCAGCAAGGAGGAUUUUGGGAAAAUGUGGCUUCCGUCAAUACGAAGUUUCAAACUUUGCCAAAAACGAUGCAGUCAGUGUGCACAACCUGGCCUACUGGAAGGGAAGGCAGUACAUCGGCAUUGGGCCAGGAGCCCACGGUAGGUUUGUCCCGCUGGGAGACGGGGCGAUGCUGAGAGAAGCCCGGAUUCAGACUCUUGAACCAGACUUCUGGAUGAGGGAGGUGCAGAGGUGUGGGCAUGGAACCAGAAAGAGAGUGCCUCUGAGCCGACUUGACGUUUCUGAAGAAGCCAUGGUGAUGGGUCUGCGGAUGACUGAGGGCAUCACUCAUGAACACUGGAAACAGAUCUGUCCUGAGUGGAGCCUACAGGAAAUCUUCAAAGGGUCCCAGGAGGUGCAAGGCCUGCUCCAGGAAGGUUUGCUGAUCAUGGACAGCAGGGGAGUGAGGUGUUCCUGGGGAGGAUUGGCAGUGCUGGACAGCAUGCUGCCUGCUCUGCUGAACCAGCUUCAGAUGACAGCGUCAGGAGAGAGGCAGAGCAAGCAAGAAACCACCUUUUGAAAACUGCUGGGGAAGAAUCAAUUUUUAAUGAGUAAUUGUAAGAAGUGCGCAUAUAGCGGAGUGACUCAUACACUACUUCAAUAGCUUAAUUUACCUAACCACCAUGCAGGCUUCUAUGUUAAAUGUCAGUGACAUAUUUAUGGGGAGGAACCUCAAAUGCAUUCGUCUCAAAAUCACAAAAUAACAAGAACUUCCUUUUAAAUGGUGUUUUUUCAAUCAAACCUUUUAUACAAACACGUGAAGCCAGAGUGAGCAGUAAAUGGACGACAAAGGCACGGGUUCCUGUCACAUGGAAACACUGCCUGUGCCACAUGGGGGACCUGCUGUUUAGCAUGACCUGCUCGAUACUCUUUAAUCGAUUAAAAACAUUUGUUAAUAAUUUAAUUAGUAAACAACAAAUGUGCUUUAAAUAAGGUUAACGCUGUUAUUAAUAAACACACCACUGAAAUAACUGUCAUCCUCCAUAUUGUAUUAACUGAUCGACUGCACAUUCUGUGACCUUUUGAGUGAAUUGUUUAACUGGACACAUUUAAACUAGCUGUAUGUAGGUGUUUUUCAGUGGAUAACGACUGUCACGUUUGCAUGCUGGAAUGCUGAACUUGUAAUUCACAAGUGCUUUGGGAUAUUUCUCGUAUGUAAAGCUCAUACUAGUAAAUAAAUGCAAUAGUUAAUCGGCAAAAUGA